UUUUCCGAAGGAUCGACUGGCUUCCGAUCGGCAUUCUAACCUUGGAUUUCGUUCCUCAUCGCACGGAGGUAACAAGAAAAUGCGGCUCUCGGUGGUCUUCGAGUUGUUCCUGAUUCUGCUGCUGAUCGCGUUCGCUGCUUACGGCAGAGUGAUCGAACGUAACCAGACCGAAGCUCGAUCCAUUAGCAGCGGCAAUGGUUCCAGGCAGGGUAACAUUGGUAUAUCGACGCUGUCCUUGAAACAGGCGACUGAUAAUGUCAACAGAUAUUGCACCUGCAACGAGAACAUCUGCAACUGCUGCCGGGACUUCCAUAUACCGUUAGUGCAACUACAGGGGCCAGGAUGCGCGUCUCUGCAGUAUCUGCAGGACGACAACUUGGCGGUUCAGCUCAGCUUCGGCGAGAACAUUUUGACCAGCACCAUCGUCAAUGGGAAGAGUCCCAAGCCGGUGUGCGUCCCGUUGCCAGGAGGAUUCACCAAAUUCUGCGGCAGGAUUUACUCCAUUAAACGCGAGGCGAAGAACCACUUCAAGGCUUGCCUCGGAUUGGAGCUGCAAUCCGCGACGGAACUGGAAGCCAGUCUGCGUGUCAGCUGCUUCAGAUUCGGUCCCGAUGGCCUGAAACUGCGUCCAGCGGAGCCGCUGCCAAUCGUCGACACAGAAGUCGCGGAGGCAGAGGACGACGACGACGACUUCUUCGGUCUAGGCUCCGACGAGGACGACGACGAGGACGAGGACGCUGAGGACGCCGACAGCGCCGACGCGAAUUCGCCGUUGACCAACUCCGUCCCGAAUUCCUCGGCCGAGGAGGAGGACGACGAGGACGACGACGACGUCCUCGGGUUCGGAGCGUUGCUGGACAUCAUCACCGGAGAGGACGAGACCACCACGAAGAGGCCGAAGGUCACCACGUCCGCCCCUCUCCUGCAGUUCACGAUCCCGAUCCUGACGAAGCCCACGUCGAUCGCGCCGUUGGAGACCCACGAGGUGCCGUCGCUCCAGCAGAGCGUCGGCCAAGACAGCGACGAGGACGAGGACACUCAGUCGCAGGCGGUCGACGACGAGGACACCACGGAAGAAGACUCCGACGAGUUCUCCGUCACCGAGCCGACAGCCAACGAAUCCCUGGAGAUCGUCACCGAGGCGUCGAACAAAGUGCUGGCGUACGCGAAGCCGGGAAAAUUCCCGACGAAGAAGGUGACGGCAGGAGCCAACAAGAAGAAGCCCAGCCUGACGAGCGCCAGCGUCAACGCGAUCGAGAACGAGACCGACCAGAAGAGGAAGCCUCCGAAGAAACCGGUGAAGCCGGACGACGACGACGACGACAUCCUGGGCGACAUCGAGGACCUCGACGACGACGACGACGACGACGCGGAGGAUGCUAUGAUCAGCGCGCUGGUCUACGACGAGAAGGAGGACGCGAAGAAGAGGAAAGUGAAGAAGAACCACGAGACCGAGGAGACCGAUGACGAUGACUCGGACUACGGACUCGGCCUCUCCGGACUCCUCGCCAGGAGCAGGAACGCCAGAAGCAGUCGUCGGAGCAAGGUCAUGAGGCUUUGA
This is a messenger RNA of Nomia melanderi (Alkali bee), 1561 nucleotides long. The record is from RefSeq and is a predicted model, not a curated record. Lineage: Eukaryota; Metazoa; Arthropoda; Insecta; Hymenoptera; Halictidae.